This is a messenger RNA of Caretta caretta (loggerhead turtle), 522 nucleotides long. RefSeq names its product protein S100-A7-like. The record is from RefSeq and is a predicted model, not a curated record. Gene Ontology annotation, molecular function: transition metal ion binding; calcium ion binding; calcium-dependent protein binding. Gene Ontology annotation, cellular component: extracellular exosome; cytoplasm. Gene Ontology annotation, biological process: endothelial cell migration. NCBI's taxonomy places the organism in Eukaryota, Metazoa, Chordata, Testudines, Cheloniidae.
CACUCAGCGAGAUGACGAGCAAGCUGGAAAAAGCCUUGAAUGACAUUAUCGAAGUAUACCACAAGUACUCUGAAAGUGAGUGCAGCGAGGACGAUUACCUGCAGAAGGAUGAAUUCAAGAAGCUGCUCAAAAAGGAGGCCAACUCAUUUCUGAGAUGCACUCUGCCGCACGGGAUGGAAGAAGCUGACUACAUAGAAGACCUGUUUCAGAAGGCCAACAAAAACAAAAAUGAAUACCUCCAUUUCGAAGAGUUCGUUACCACCCUGGCGAAAUUGGCCAUACAUGCUCACAAUAUGUCACACAAGGGUGUGAAGCAGGGUGAGGAGCAAGGGCAAGGACAUGUGCAUGGCCCCCAUUAACUUGGGCCUGAGCAUAAUUCUGGCCCCGCUCCUGGAAGCUCCUCUGGGCACGGGUGUCAUGGCUGUGGCACUAACCUCAGCGAUGACCCUAACCACCGAAAUCAGGGAGACCCUUUGAGUUAAACCGAGAUGAGAUUUUGUAAAUAUCUAAUGUAACCAGAGA